Musa acuminata AAA Group (dessert banana) is the source of this 3130-nucleotide messenger RNA. RefSeq names its product calcium-transporting ATPase 5, plasma membrane-type-like. Gene Ontology annotation, molecular function: ATP binding; P-type calcium transporter activity; ATP hydrolysis activity. The transcript has 30 exons. Lineage: Eukaryota; Viridiplantae; Streptophyta; Magnoliopsida; Zingiberales; Musaceae. The record is from RefSeq and is a predicted model, not a curated record. Gene Ontology annotation, biological process: calcium ion transmembrane transport. The coding region runs from base 34 to 2805 and encodes 923 amino acids. Gene Ontology annotation, cellular component: plasma membrane; intracellular membrane-bounded organelle.
UAUCUUGGUGAUUAGGUCAAGGGAUUAUCACAUAUGUUAAAAUCCAACAUUGAGAGGGGUAUCAUCGGAGAUGAAUCUGAAUUGUUGCAUAGAAGAAUCAUAUUUGGAGCAAAUACAUAUCCACAAAAGAAAGGGCGGAACUUUUUGGUGUUCCUGUGGGAGGCUUGCCAAGAUUUGACACUCAUCAUAUUGAUGGUUGCUGCUGUUAUUUCAUUGGUACUGGGCAUAAAAACAGAAGGCCUAAGUGAAGGAUGGUACGACGGUGGAAGCAUUGCCUUUGCUGUAAUUCUUGUUGUACUUGUUACAGCUGUCAGUGACUAUAGACAAUCCCUCCAGUUCCAGUGUCUGAAUGAGGAGAAGCGAAAUAUUCACUUGGAGGUAACUAGAAGUGGUAGAAGGAUGGAAAUUUCAAUAUUUGAUAUAGUGGUUGGUGAUAUUGUUCCACUUAAAAUUGGGGAUCAGGUUCCAGCUGAUGGUAUUCUAAUUGAUGGCCAUUCUCUUGCUAUAGAUGAAUCUAGCAUGACCGGGGAAGCCAAGAUUGUUCACAAGGACCAAAAGGCACCAUUUUUGAUGUCUGGUUGCAAGGUUGCUGAUGGCUUUGGCACCAUGUUGGUGAUUGCUGUUGGAACUAAUACUGAAUGGGGUAUGUUGAUGGCUAAUAUUUCAGAGGAUAAUGGUGAAGAAACUCCUCUGCAGGUACGAUUGAAUGGUGUUGCCACUUUAAUUGGUACAGUUGGAUUGACAGUUGCUGCUGCAGUUCUCAUUGUUCUUUGGGCUAGAUACUUCACUGGGCACACCAAAAACCCUGAUGGAACUGCUCAAUUCAUAAGGGGGCUUACAAGUGCAAAGGCUGCCAUUGAUGGUGCUGUUAAAAUCCUGACUAUUGCUGUAACCAUAGUAGUUGUUGCAGUUCCAGAAGGACUUCCAUUGGCUGUUACCUUGACUCUUGCAUACUCAAUGAGGAAGAUGAUGGCAGACAAGGCCUUGGUGAGGAGGCUUUCAGCUUGUGAAACCAUGGGAUCAGCAACAACAAUAUGCAGUGACAAAACUGGAACUUUGACACUCAAUCAGAUGACUGUAGUGGAGGCAAAUGUUGGAGGGAUGAAAUUAAGUUCUCCAGACAAUUGUGAUAUAUUGACCGAUGCUGCAUCUCACCUGCUGAUUGAAGGCAUCGCCCAGAAUACAACUGGCAAUGUGUUUGUGCCAGAAGAUGGACCUGCAGAGGUCUCUGGUUCACCUACAGAAAAGGCCAUUCUUUCUUGGGGAAUCAAGCUAGGAAUGAAAUUUGAUGUUGUGCGGGCAGCAGCAUCAAUUCUUCAUGUAGUUCCUUUCAACUCAGAGAAAAAGCAUGGUGGUGUUGCAAUAAAGGCAGAUUCCAAGAUUCAUGUGCACUGGAAAGGGGCUGCAGAACUAAUCUUAGCUGCUUGUACGAGCUGGUUUGAUGCCGAUGGUUCUAUUCGUCCAAUGACUUCAGACAAGGUGAAUGAGUUUAAAAAUUCAAUUGAAGACAUGGCAGCACUUAGCCUACGUUGUGUUGCAUUUGCAUACAGAUUAUAUGAUCUAGAUAAAAUUCCACAUGAGGACAAAAGGGACAAGUGGGAGUUGCCUGAGGAUGAACUUGUUCUACUCGCUAUAGUGGGAAUAAAGGAUCCUUGCCGUCCAGGCGUAAAAGAUGCUGUAAAUUUAUGCACUACUGCCGGUGUCAAGGUACGCAUGGUCACCGGUGAUAAUAUUCAGACAGCUAAGGCCAUCGCUUUGGAGUGUGGAAUACUUGAUACCAGUGAAGAUCUUACUGAGCCAACCAUUAUAGAGGGCAGAGCAUUCCGUGCCCUUUCUGAAACAGCAAGAGAAGCAAUUGCGGAGAAAAUUUCUGUAAUGGGAAGAUCCUCACCAAAUGACAAACUUCUACUUGUCCAAGCAUUACGGAAAAAAGGACAUGUGGUUGCAGUUACUGGGGAUGGCACUAAUGAUGCUCCAGCACUACAUGAGGCAGAUAUAGGCCUUUCAAUGGGUAUUCAGGGGACAGAAGUUGCAAAAGAGAGCUCAGACAUCAUAAUAUUAGAUGACAACUUUGCAUCUGUUGUAAAGGUUGUCCGGUGGGGCCGUUCUGUAUAUGCAAACAUUCAGAAGUUUAUUCAAUUCCAGCUAACUGUCAAUGUUGCAGCACUUGUUAUAAAUGUGGUGGCUGCAGUUUCAUCUGGAGACGUGCCUCUAAAUGCCAUUCAGCUUCUCUGGGUCAACCUAAUUAUGGACACUCUUGGAGCAUUAGCACUAGCAACGGAGCCACCCACUGACAAACUUAUGAAAAGAUCUCCUGUUGGCCGCAGGGAACCUCUGAUUACAAAUAUUAUGUGGAGAAAUUUGUUCGUACAGGCUUUAUAUCAAGUGGCAAUCUUGCUCAUUUUCAACUUUGGUGGAAGGAGUAUACUGCACUUGAAGCAUGAAACUUUGGAACAUGCUGAAAAAGUGAAGAAUACCUUUGUUUUCAAUACAUUUGUGUUCUGCCAAAUAUUCAAUGAAUUCAAUGCCCGCAAACCGGAUGAGAUAAAUAUACUCCGAGGGGUGACCAAGAGCCCUCUCUUUAUGGUGAUAAUAGGAACCACCUUCCUCCUUCAGGUUCUUAUUGUCGAGUUCCUUGGGAAGUUCACAUCGACUGUCAGGCUCGAUCCGAAGCUGUGGCUGGUCUCGGUUGCGAUCGCUCUUGUAAGUUGGCCUUUGGCAGUCCUUGGAAAGCUCAUCCCGGUUCCUGAGAUUCCUCUUGGGGUGUACCUUGCAAGAAUUUUUUGCAGGAGAAGCUCACGCUGAGAUUCCGCAAACAAGGCAAGGAGAGGCGGGGUUGGUGAAACAGACGGACACUGCUGCCUCCCGGAUGUAUGGAUGAUGGAUUCAAGUGAAAUCAUAGUCUGUCUACUCGAUUGUGGCCGUGAUGGCGGGCGGCCACAGCAAGUGCUAAUUCCUAUGGAAAAUAAUGUCUUGUUUCUCAAGAAAUAUCGUCUUCUGUUUUCACCCAAGAAACAAUUCAUAUCAUAGCCUAGUCCUUUCUAGUGCAGUAAAUUAUCAAGGCCACCACCCACCGAGGCAGAGGAUCUUGGCUACUAAACUUCAAGUUUUAAUUGGUUUUUAUUUGGUA